Xenopus laevis (African clawed frog) is the source of this 731-nucleotide messenger RNA. It is a transcript of the gene exosc5.S, whose product is annotated as exosome complex component RRP46-like. The transcript has 4 exons. The record is from RefSeq and is a predicted model, not a curated record. Bases 1 to 333 code for a protein of 110 amino acids. Lineage: Eukaryota; Metazoa; Chordata; Amphibia; Anura; Pipidae.
AUGACCCGACUGCUCUCCUGCUGCCUUAAUGCAGCCUGCAUGGGUCUGAUGGAUGCUGGUCUCCCCAUGAGGUCGCUGUUUUGUGGGGUAAAAUGCGCACUGGAUAAUGAUGGAAACAUAACCCUUGACCCUAAUGUUCGGCAAGAGAAGGAAAGUCGAGCAGUGCUAACAUUUGCUAUUGAGAGCUUGGAAAGGAAAGUGUUAAUGAUGUCAAGUAGAGGACUGUAUUCUGCCACAGAGCUCCAGCAGUGCAUUGCAGCCACACAACUCGCAUCCAAGAAGCUGUUCCAGUUCUACAGAGACUUCAUAACAAGGAGAUAUUCUAAAUCCUGAGAGGAAAACACGUUGCUUGUCAGACUAGAGGCCAUGCUGAACAGAUAUUUAACUUUGCACCCUGAAUUUCUACCUUGUUCUUCCCAGUCUUACCUUAUAAUGUUUCUCCUCCAUGCCUCUUCUUUCUGCCCUUUUCCAUCCCCCUUUUCAUAAUGAAUCAAGCCUUUUUACCCCCACUGUAAUUAACUCGAGACCACAUACUAAAUGGAGAGACAUUGUAGGGUAUAUUUUUUUUAAUUCCCAAUUAUAAACAGUAAUGUUCAGUGUUCCAUGUCUCCCAUUAUACUGAGUCAGCCAAUGGCUGUCUCCAUCUACUCCCACACCCUACGAAAAAGUUUGGGAACCCCUCUUAAUUCUUUGGAGUUUUGUUUAUCAUUGGCUGAGCUUUCAAAAUAGCA